Saccoglossus kowalevskii is the source of this 1672-nucleotide messenger RNA. Its product is annotated as adenylate kinase 9. The record is from RefSeq and is a predicted model, not a curated record. NCBI's taxonomy places the organism in Eukaryota, Metazoa, Hemichordata, Enteropneusta, Harrimaniidae.
AUGGCGGCAGCUGAGAGUGAGCUCCGAUUUUUACAUUCCAAGCCAACCUGUUUUAUUGUUGUUGGCAAACCUGGAGCUGGUAAAACAUCACUUGCUAAAAGACUUGCGCAGAACUGGAAAUGUGAAUUGGUCAGUCCCACAGAGUUGAUCUUACAAAAUAUGGACCUGGAAACAGACAUAGGAAACAAAGUAUCAGAGAUUUUACUCCGUGGUGAAGCACUACCAGAGGAAAUGGUGGCUAAAAUGAUUGAAGAAAAAAUUAACUCACCAGAAGUAGCCCACCACGGGUAUGUACUAGAUGGUUUUCCCUCUCUCUGUGAAGACUACAUGAGAGUCGUGGAUCAAUUGGAACUUGUUAAAAACUGGAAACUAAAGCCAGAUUUCAUCAUCAAUUUAAAGAUUCCUGACAACGAUCUUGCAGCUCGGAGAACCGGACAACGAGUUGAUCCUGUUACAAAUGAAAUGUACACCAAAGAGCAGUGGGAUCCCGAGAAAGCUGAACCAGAUCUGGAUAAAGAAGAAGGGGAGGAGGAAGAAGAAAUGGAAGAGGAGGAAGAAGGUGAAGAAGAGAUGGGAGAAGAAGAGGGAGAUGAAGAGACUGUGGAAUUAGGUUUUGAUGUUAUUGAGAGACUUGUCAAACGACCUGAAGAUCUGCCACAGCAAGUUGACCUUAGCGUUGACACUUACAAAGACAUGAUGUUAAGAGUAUUAGAAGACUAUAUGGCAGAUCAUGACCAACAGUAUGUGAUUGAGUUGGAUGCCAAUAAGAAUGCUAAUCAGCUUUUUAAAGACCUACAGACCAAACUCAACACAUUCUCACUACGCCGUGCCGCUGUGCCGAUCCGCUUACAUGACCCCGAUGGUGAAGAUAUCCCCGAAGACCUUGAAACUGAUGAACUUAUGAGGACACUGGCCAAUAAUGAGAUUGUUGCUCCACGCUAUCGAUGGCGGCGUAGCAAGUGGGCAAGGGCAUGUCCAGUGGAACUGCAGCAGGGUAACGUAGUGAUGGGGAAACCAGAGUUUGCUGUUAGCUUUCUAGAUCGUAUGUAUGUUUUGUCAAGUGAAGAAGCCAUGGGAAAGUUUCUGAAAAACCCUCGCCCUUAUAUGAUUGGACCUCAACCGAGACCGCCAUGUAAAUUAUGCGUGACAGGUCCACCACUUUCUGGGAAGACUACUUUGUGUCACUUAAUUGCACAGAAAUAUAAUGCAACGGUGUUAGAUAUGGAUGAGCUCAUCAAACCACGCCUACAAGAACAUAAAGAGAAACAAGUACAGCUAGCCAAGGAGGAGGCAGUGGAAACAGCCAUCAUAAAUGUCAGAACAAAACUUAAAGAAAAGGAAGAAAAGAAAACAGAUAUUGAUGAUAAAAAGAUGCCGAGAGUGAAGCGACUGCUGCAGAAACAGAGAAAGGUGAAGAAGGAAUGGGAACUGACGAAGCAUCAGUUCAAGGAACUGAUGUCGCGUCAGAGUCUACAGCGCCCACUGUUGUCAAACCAGAAGCGGUGGUAGUUGACGAGAACCAUCCAGAAGUGAAAGCCAUUGUAGAUGCCGCUGUGAAAGAUGCUGAAAGUCUCACAUACUCAUUAAGUGCUGAACAGUAUAUAGACUGCUUGGAUGAAGCCAUCAAAGAUGUUGAAAAAGAACUGAAAAAACAGGAUCCCAUUGGACCUGC